Messenger RNA from Adineta ricciae, 741 nucleotides. The record is from the annotation of a GenBank genome assembly. Lineage: Eukaryota; Metazoa; Rotifera; Eurotatoria; Adinetida; Adinetidae.
AUGUCGAAGAAAGUUCUUGUUAUUCAACAUUCAUCAGGCGUUCGUCCUGCCUAUGUUACAGAAUUCUUCGCGCAACAUCAAAUACCAUUCCAAAUCCUACAUAUCUACGAUCCUGAAUGUGAACUCGACCUUCCUGAUUGUCAAACAACGGAUUAUCUAGCUAUUGUCAGUCUCGGAGGUCCACAAGGUACUUAUGAAGAUGACGAAUAUCCAUAUUUAAAAUGGGAAAAGUCGUUUCUUGCUGCUCAACUUGCUCUCGAAACACCUAUACUUGGCCUAUGUCUCGGCGCACAACUCCUUGCUGAUGUCAUUGGUGGACGUGGCCAUUUAGGAAAAUAUGGUUACGAAGUUGGAUAUGUUCAGUACACCCUCACCCGCGAAGGUAAACAAGAUCCAAUUUUUUCUAAACUGUUCGAAGAACAAGAAAAUCAACCGUUCCUAAUUAUGCAUCAUCAAGAUUCGUUUGAUUUACCACCGGAUGCCUCUCUUUUAUCUUACACAUCAAAUAACUACACAGCCGCAUUUCGAUUCGGUUCUGCGUAUGCAGUGCAGUUCCACCCCGAAGCAUCUUUUACUGAAUUUAACGAAUGGGUACAACGAAAACUAUCCAAGCAACCAGCCGCAUAUAAAAACCUCGAUAUCGAUGAAAUCUUACGUCAAGCGCAAGAAAACGAGCCAAAAGCGAAAGAAUCUAGAAGAUUAUUCUUUGAAACAUGGUGGAACUUGAUUGCCAAAGUCUAA